Sphenostylis stenocarpa is the source of this 1089-nucleotide messenger RNA. Lineage: Eukaryota; Viridiplantae; Streptophyta; Magnoliopsida; Fabales; Fabaceae. The record is from the annotation of a GenBank genome assembly.
AUGGCCACAGUUUGGACACUGCAAUUUCGCUCGCUUUCUCUUCGUCCAUGCUCCUUCAUUAGUAGCAGUAGCAGUAACGGUAUCAUCACCGCUAGAAAUCGCAUUGUUAUCAGAAAUGGGAUCUCCAAAUGGCGCUCCCGCACCCAGCAACUAAAAAACGAUUCCAUCAAUUCCAUUACCAAAUUUCACCAUCAACUCGUUCAUUCCGUCACUAUCCCCUCCUUCCUGCUAAAUCGAAACGGGGGAACCAAUUUUCUGAUCUGGAUAUGUGUUGCGGUUGUGGUUUUGGUUGGAACAUUGAAGGUCGUGUUCAGAAAAAAAGAGCGUCCUGGUUCCGUGGCUGAUCUAGUAAGACGUGGCCAACUCAGAUCUGAUAGAAGAGGCAUUUCAAGGCCUCUCAAGUACGAAGACCCGUUCAAUAAUCCUUUUGUCAAGCUUGGCAAAAGCAACUCAACUGUUGAGAUGUGUGGAAAAGUUUACCGCUUAGCCCCUGUUACACUUACUGACGAGCAGCAGGCUACUCACCAGAGGAGGAGGAUGCGUGCAUAUCAGUGGAAGCGACCCACCAUUUUCCUUAGAGAAGGGGACUCAGUCCCUCCGGAUGUGGAUCCUGAUACUGUCAGGUGGAUUCCGGAUAAUCAUCCUUUUGCUACCACUGCUACUGAUCUGGAUGAGGACUUGGCACAGAACAAUGUGUAUCAAAAGCAUGGAGUUCCUUUCCGGAUUCAAGCGGAACAUGAAGCCCUGCAGAAAAAGCUCGAAGCCCUACAAAAUGACCAGAAACUCGAUAAACUAGUGAUAGAUCCUAUCAAUGCUAAAGAAUUUGAGAGGCCAUUCAACUCCCACACCAGAUUAAAUGAUCAAGCAGAGAAGAGCGCUGUAAACAAUCAGGAGCAAAAAAUCAGUAAACUAGUAAUAGAUCCUAUCAAUGCCAAAGAAAAUGAGAGGCCAUUCAACUCCCAUACCAGAUCAAAUGACCAAGCAGAGAAGGGCUCUGUAAACAAUGAAAUGAGUGAAUCUGAAUCCCCUAAAAUAGAUAGUGGGCCAAAUCACUUUGGAAGUGCAUCAUCGGAAGAUCCAACUCUUUAG